AUAUUAAUUAACCUGCGCUCAAACAAUGCUAUAACAUCAGCUAACUGGAGUAGGUAAGAGGGAAAUCCCCAUAAUUGCAAAGCGGAACAAACACCCUUAGGUCAACUGCCAGAGAUCUUGAACAGGUGUUAUAAAUAAGCUGACUGAAGCUAGUUCACUCACAUCUGAAGAGUCAAAUUCUUUUGAUGCACAUAAGCAGCAGCAUGAUCAUGAUGACUGGCUUCAACAUGAAGAAUGUGCCCUUAGCUGUUCUGCUGGGUCUGCUGCUACUCUUGGGCAUGUGUGAAGCCCAAAGCAACCAAGAUUGCUGUCUUUCCUAUACCAAGAAGCCUAUUCCUCACCGGGUUAUCAAAGGAUUCACAGUACAACUUUCCAGUGAAGUCUGUGACAUCAAUGCUGUCAUAUUUCACACUAAGCGUGGCUUGAGAGUUUGCACAAAUCCCACAGAUCCUUGGGUGAAGAAACAGCUCCGCUUGUUGAGGUCAGUAGGAGGGAGGAAUUGGUUGCCCUGGCAAAGCAAAAAUGUCAGAAUAUUAACUAUGGGAGGUUUCUAUAAUAGCACGGCUGUGCUUAAGGAUAGUGAGCCACACUGUGGAAAUGAAACAUUUCAUUCUUUACUUCUCCACUAGGAAGAGACAGCAGCUUAAGGCUGGAAUCCUGUACACACUUGCCUGGGAAUAAGUCUGAGUAGGACCAACUUCUGACAGGCACACCUAGGAUUGCACUGUUAUAAAUAUAGGGCAGCUAGAGGAUCCUAUUAUUUCAGAUGAUGUUAGACUUUAACUGUCUUCAGCUUCAGCCAGUAUAGUCAAUGGUGAGGGAAGAUGAAGGGUCUCCUCCACUA
Lacerta agilis (Sand lizard) is the source of this 844-nucleotide messenger RNA. It is a transcript of the gene CCL20, whose product is annotated as C-C motif chemokine ligand 20. Lineage: Eukaryota; Metazoa; Chordata; Lepidosauria; Squamata; Lacertidae. The transcript is spliced from 3 exons. The record is from RefSeq and is a predicted model, not a curated record. Gene Ontology annotation, molecular function: CCR chemokine receptor binding; chemokine activity. Gene Ontology annotation, cellular component: extracellular region. Gene Ontology annotation, biological process: immune response; inflammatory response; neutrophil chemotaxis. The coding region runs from base 186 to 629 and encodes 147 amino acids.